GUCACGGUGCUGGCGGGAAAGCUCGCGACCUUUUUGGCCGGCGCUUGGAAUGUGCUCCUGAAGCGUCAAGACGUCUACCGGGCAUUUGAGCGGAGGUCGCAAGACCAGUUGGGCCUCUUCGAAAGGCUGUACGAGUUGUCGUACGAGGAGCUCUGCCCAGGAGAUGAAGGGGUAUCAGAUCUCAACGAGGAGCUUGACAAGCAUAUUCAGCCCAGCGAUGUCAAGCUUAAGACGAAGAAACAGCUCCCAUAUGCCCUUCGUGAUGCUGCUGUCGCCACGCGAGCCCUUGAAGGGUUGCUGCUGGGUCUUCUCGAGAAGGAGCCUGGCAUAGGCAAGCCUGUCGUGGGUAGACUCAAGUCGUCACUCCGAAUUGUAGAGAAGGCCGCUGCCAGGGGCAAAUGGCCCGAUGUGUCGGAUGUGCUCGACAUGGCCCGUGCGUCACUGGUGACUGCUUCGCACCAGGGCAUUUUGGUGGCUUACAAGACGAUCAGGGACAGUAAGGAAGUGAAGAUUCUCAAAGUCAAGAACCGCUUCCGCCCUGAUGCCGCCAAAAACGGGUGGCGAGAUGUCAACCUCAUCCUCGAGUUCACGACUGGGUCUGCGGAAGGUAUGCUUGCAGAGCUACAACUGCAGCUGAAGCUCUUACACGAUGAAGAGAACCGCAGGGGAAACACGACGGUGGAAUUCGAAGUGGAGGAAGAGGAGGACGAUGAUGACGAGUCCAUGUGGAUGCAGAGUUGGAGGCAGCCUGUUAUGCUGAUUGGCAAGCCGGUCCCGAUUGACUCCGAGAAUGAGAGCUGCCAGCAAAUCCAUGGCAACAAUCCAGCAGCACAGCUGGACAAGGCCAAUGAGUUGGAUGACUCCUCGGGGGAGGCUUCACAAGUGAACCAACCGGAAGCCGCCCGUCAUCAUGGUCGAGAUCCAGGAUGCAUCGGGGGCGGCGCCUAUGCGAACACUUCGCGUCCCCAUUGA
This is a messenger RNA of Symbiodinium sp. CCMP2456, 972 nucleotides long. The record is from the annotation of a GenBank genome assembly. NCBI's taxonomy places the organism in Eukaryota, Dinophyceae, Suessiales, Symbiodiniaceae.